CCGAGAAAAGAGGAGGGGAGAGCUAAAAAUUUAAUCGUAAGGUAGAGCCGUGGUGUAAAUUUGUCUGGUCAGGAGUGUCUGUGAAAAUCAUGUUUUAAAUAAACCAUGAAUUCCACGCUACGGAGCCUAUUUGCUGUAACAAUCAGCAUGCGUCCAUAACUGUGUCAUGACUGUGACGAUGGAUGUAUGUUGGAUCCAAUGCAUCUAGUAGUCUGUAGAUGCCUUUUAUUCUGGUGUACGUGUAUUGUAAUUUUCCACAAACUAUUCAAUAAUUAAAUGGUACUGCCCAGGUGACCGAGUAUGAAGUGACAUCGGGUGUAACGGUAACAUUUAUAAAACAAAAGUUAACAAUAUGGAUACAUUGAUCGAGUGCCCGGUGUGUACUCUGUACCUCCGUUCCGGGAUGAACCUGUCGGUACACCUCGAUACGCACCCCAAAGAGAGUGUAAUUAAGGCACUGGUAGCCAUCGCCCAGAAGCGUACAACUUCGUCGUCGGUCACACACAGCACCGGGGGAGAAACCAACGCUACAGGAGGUGGCGCUAUCCUAGGAUCUACCGACAUUUUUUCUUAUCUAGUGCUCGGUGGAACCGGAGCUACUAGUAGUGCUGCUACGACCGAAGCUGGAAUAAAUAAUAUGCUAACAGAAUCCGGCAAUAAAGUUGGUCGUACCGUUCCAGCAGUAGGGCAGCAGCAGGCAGAUGCACUGUCCCUGAAUGUCACGGGCCGUGCUCAAAACCGUACCCCACCGAAUGCCAUCAUGUACGAUGGUUCGACGACGAUCGCUUACGCUGAUGCACCAGUAUCAGCGGCUGGUCUAAGCACAGCAGUGCUUUCUGCUUCAUCUACUCAACCUCUGGUCUCCACCGUUGGGCCUACCGCAACCAACGGGAUCGGCACGCUAGGUCCCAACCAUACGAUAGCAUUGAUGAACACGUGCGAAGUAAGCGGUGUUACCACGUUGAGCCAUUACCCAGCGAAUAACGUAACGAUCCUGAAGCGUGAAUAUCUCCAGCAACAAAGUAAUCCGUUAGGAGGAGCUAAUACGCUGGGCACCAGUUUCCUGCCCACAGCCGAGUCAUUAGAGCAUGGAAACACCAGCUCCUCCAACACUUGUGCCGAUGGUCCAGCCUCAACCGUUGUUGGUCGUGCGCCUGGUGGAAACAACGCGAUCUCCAUUUACCCACGCUAUACAAACGAGCUCUACUCUGGGCCACCUCCUCCUUAUAGUACUGCGAUCUCCUCCUCGGUUGCCACCAAUACACAAAUAAUGCCUGCAGCGGUGGUGGCCGAUCCUGCUAUACCUGGUGCCGGCCUCGGUGGAAAGCUUACUUUCAUAAGCAGGAGCAAGACUGGCGCCUAUACUAUCGACUUAAAAAACAACAAUCUCGGUAGCUUAAGCAACAACGACAGUAGCUCUACCAGCACCCAACAACUUGCUACUUACAACACAUUAGUACCUUUUUCUGCAAUUGAAGUCCCGACAAGCACUUCGACGGUUUGCAGUGUCGCCAAUGUGUCAAUGGCGGCCGGUUCAACCUCAGCCGCUUUCCGAUCGCUGUCACUAGCGCACCAACAGCUUCGUCCGGAAGCACAAUACACCGAGAGAGAGGAUGGAAGUUUUAUUGUGUUCGAGAACCCAAAGAAGAUAGUGGAGUAUCGCGAAAAUGAGGCAGGUGAAUUGACGCUUUUCGAGAAGAUCGUCAAAUCACCACCCUGGACAGCACAGGUUGACCAACCGAAGCCGAUGCUGGGAGGCGUUGGGCAGCUACAACAGCGUCAUCCCACGCAAUCUAACGAAUAUGCUACAGCACAGCAAUACCAUCAACCGGUAAUUCAUGAUCAUGAGCAACUGCAGCUUAGCGAUCGCCAGAACUCUGAGCGGUCCGGCAAUGUAGUACGAUCGGAAGCAAGCGUCAUACCAUCAUCCUCCACGGUCCCUUCCUAUGCUGUUCAAUCGAUGCCAACGUUCCAGUUGCUAGUGGCCAGCUCCAAUGCAUGCUCCACGCCGGCACUAGCGCCACCCCCAACGUUGUCCGGUAGAGAUACAGCCACUAUGAAUAAUACGACGACAGCGGAAAUUAUUACGGCAGUCACGGGAUCGGCCAGUACAAGUACUACACCAGCCACUCCCUCCUCCGUUGCCAAUCCCACCGCACCCUUGCCGAUGCGAAAACGAACCGCCAGCGGACUGAAAGUACUAAGCAACAUCAAAGUGACCACCGAUCUCUCCCAGGGUAUUAAGGACAUUAUCUUAAAUCUCAAUUCGCGCAAUGGGGGCGGUCGCACCAAUGCGAUCAUUGCCGCAGCGUCUUCGCUAAGUGGAUCGACGGGCAUGGAUCGUGGAAAUUGUAGUCGACGUUCGUUUGGCGAGGAACGGCCUGUGGUGUCCUGUGGAAACGAAUUGAUAAUACCGCCAGCCAAAAAUCCAGCGACUGCUAGUGAUAGUACCAGCAUUCUCGCUAGUAACAUUAACAUAGCUAGCGUGCAGGGUAUCCGUGCCAAUAGCAUCAAUGAGCGGCUACAGGAGCUGCAAAUGAUUGAUGAGGUAGAAGAGGUGGUGGCUGAAGAUGAUUUACUUGAACCUGAAGAGCUUGACGAUGACGACGAUGAUGAUUUAGAGGAAAACGAUGAUGCAGAUGAUGAAGAGGACGAAGAAGACGAUACAGGCAUUUCCACGGCGGUAGAUUUGGAAGGCUCGUUGGUAAAAUCCAAGCUCAAGAACUGUUUUACGGGUCAGGUUAUUGAUGCGGAUGCGUCACCGUCAGCUAAUAACGUUGCUGCAGUAGUAACAAGUGUCAUCCGGAUGACUUCAGACUCUGCAACGCCUGCGUGCUCACAGGUGGCAGCAAGUAGCAGCAGUCAAUCGGACUUAACGUUAGGCGAGGUGACUUCACUGUCCGAGGAACCCGACAUCAAACCGACAAUUCUUCAUUGCGACAACGGAGAGGAAAAUGCAACCACUUCGCUAGUUGGCGUUGAAAGAUCCAGCAAAGACGAACGAAAAUUGAUAUUUCUUCCCGUUGAAGGGGCACAGACGCAAACACUGUCGACGGCGGCUGGUAGCAGCAGUAGUAAUACAAUGGUUACGGCAACGGCUUGCUCAAGCCGGGCAUCACCAGAUGGCGGAAAGAAUUUUAUUCAGACCUUACCGUCUACCACGUCAUGCUCUCAGCAACGUCCAGCUACAUGGACCAUUGGUGGGUACACUAACACCAACUGCAAGCAGGUGUUUCGGCCUCCCAAAAAGCUGGCGGUAAAAUUAAUCCGUCCCCUUCCGUUAGCUAGUAAAGGUGACAAUGGUAGUGGCGUCGGUGAAGUUCCAUGCUCGGAUACCUCUGGUGUGCAAUGUCGUGCUGGAACGUCUGCGAAAGGUGUAUCUAGCAACUCGGCCUCCUUGAUACUGACUCCUUUGGCGCCAGGUACCUCCGAAAGAGCCCCAUUACGAACAAACUCAAUUCCGAAUAGUAUUACCGUCGUGAUUCAAAAGACUGAGCACCACCGCCUGUCGGGAGUAGAUCUGCCGCCACGCGGCAAUGGUGCAAACGACGAGAGCGGCACAUUCCGGGUGCUGCAAUGUGAGGACAGUACCGCUACAUUGUCCACUGACCAUCCACCACCAGUGUGUCCUUCAGGUAGUCAAAUCCAGCACCAGCUACAACAAUUGCUCCACAUUAAGCAGGAACGUCCUUCGAUGGAAACAGAGCCAACGAGCGGAUCGCCACAAGCAACACCGCAAUCGUCAAUUCGCCCAACCUCACUCAUCUGUUCCGAGAUUUCGCCGCACGAUUCCUCAAUCGACAUCGCCAAGCAGCGCCAACUGGUUGUACAUCAGGUGGCACUGAAAGACGAAACGCUACAUUCACAUUCGAAGGCAGCAGUCACCCACCAUUUGCAGCCAUCUGUCUCAUCCGAUGUAAAUGUCGACGUUUACAACCUGACGUUUAUUGGCAAUGCCGAUCAUGCUGUUUGUGAGCCGCUCCUGCAGAAGAAAAAAUCAAACGAAGAUCUAGAAGCUCCUGAUUCGAUCAGCAAGGAGAAGGAGGUAGUGGAGGUUAUCGAUCCAGAGAACGGAGAAGAAGACGAGGAGAUGAUGGAUGGUAGUAAUGAAGCGCGUAUCGCUAACCCGGACAGUAAGGCAUCAGUGGCAGAACUUAUACGUGCUGCACGGCAACAGUUCGGUUGCGCAGGUGGGAACAAUGAUCGCAGCUGGCAAAUGAAGGUACAAUCUGGGAUAGAUGGAUUUACCGUAAGUCCUGUGAUGGUAGGUGAUCUACAGCAACAGGAGGACGAGGACGAAGACGAAGACAGUCACAGUAGCAGCGGCGGAGAGAUCGACGAGAUUCAAAUGAAGCACAUUCCUCGUGAUAAGCCGCACUUUUACGACAUUGCUGCACAUGCUGGCAGUGAGCCGCUGCGCCAAAACGACAUUGAAGAGGACAGUAAGGAUGAGCUAGUAGAGUUGCUAGAUGCAACUAAUACGAGGCCCAAAACGGAGGGAACAUGGGAGAUGCAUCUGCGCCAUCAACGAAUAGUGAAAAAAGGGUGCAACAGCGAAGUCGAUUGUAGCAACAGUGACGGAAUAACAGCAACUAGUUCGGUCAAGUCUAUGGAGAAUGGAUUAAUUUCUUCUGCGCAGUCGCUCGAUAAAAAGGAGCAAAUUGCAUACCAGUCAUCAUGUAUUCCGUUGUUGCCGACAGCCGAAGAUAAUGCUACGAGCGAAUUAGAAUCGUCGAUAGUGAAACCGGAGAAAAAUGCGAAGGAAAACAAAUUGUUUGAUGAGCCAAAACAACAUCUACGAGAAAUGGCACCAAAUUCCUGUUCUUCGUCUGAUAUAAAGGAGAAGGAUUUGCUUGAAGCUGGCCCUUCUAGAACAGUGCUUGGUGGCUCAUAUGAUACAACUAUUCCGAAGAAAGAACCAGGGGUAGCUCCACUGCAGUCCCAGUCGCAUAAAACUAAAAUGCAUUUGGAAGGAAGAGAAUAUAGGCAGGUUUCGUGUCCUAUUUCCACCAGUAUUCUUCGAAGCGAUGAGAAGGACCUGCUCGAAGCGGGACCAUCGCAUAGUACUGGCAAUUUGCAGCAGGAACGUCACAGCACUGUCGGACCCCGUGCAACACCUGUGCACGAGCACAAUGGUUCCAGCAGUAACGAUUGUAUGUUACUCAACACUGAACAGACUAAAGCUGAAAAACAAAGUGAAGCCGGCAGUACCGGUCACCCAGUAUCCUGGGUGCGCAAAUAUGCCGUAGGACAGCAAUGUAAAACCGAAGAAAAGGAAGAGGAGCUAGUGCAGACAAUGGCGAAUGAAGUAGAUGAUGCAAGUCCAGACCACGAGCUGCUAAUGACUGCUGGAACAAGUGAUAUGCAACUGCUGACCGCGCCCUACCGAGAGACUGAUGAGUGUCUAGAUAGCUAUGGGUCCCGUUACAUUGGAAUUGGUUGCGAUGAUAACUGUAGCAUCAACAGCAACAGCAGCAAGUGCAAUAGUAGUGGCCAUGAAAGCAACAGCAACAGCAACAACAAAAUCAACCGCGACGGGAGCAGUAAAGGCAACCGCACCAGCAACAGUAAUAGUAACUGCAGCAGUCGUAGCAGUAUCAGCACCAGCAAUAGCAAACGCAACAGCAGAGACAGCAACGCAAUGAAAGGUUGUAGCAACCAUAACACGACGGAUUGCAUCAGUCAAGCAACAUCAGCUAAUGGCGGUGGGGGUCACGGCAGCAUUAGAGCAGGAGGUUCUGGUGGGUUGACGGGCAAUACCUCUAGUCGUCCACCAUCGACGGUGCUCUCGUCCGCUUCCUCGACCACUUCGUCCAAUCUAGAGCGUGCGGUUUCGACGGAAAGUCUUAACAUCCGGACGGACGAGAAAAUGCCGGCCAAAGGUGAAAUCUCUGAGCAGGAGAGUAACGGUGAUAUGGACAUGACAUCUUGGAAUCGGCUGUACACUGCAGAUGAAAGCAUUCCCAUCUAUCCGAGCUCUUACGAUCUUUCGACCGCACAGGAAAGUUGGAACCUUAGCAAUCGCCUGCAGCAUCAGUCUCAUAAUCAUCCACCAGGUACCAGUACUAGUGGAACCGUUACCAACAGUGCACAUCACUAUUACGUGCCACACGGUGUAGGAUUUCGAUUUUACGUUCAAAAAAACCAGCAGUCUCCUCAACUAGAGCAGCCGCUAUAUCGUAGCAAUGGAUCCGAUGGUGAACUGCUGGUUACGGAAGAAGAGUGCGCUGAGGAGGAGGAGGUCGAGGAUGACGAAGUGUUGGAGUCAAACGAGCACGCUACUGUGAAGGGUUCAAUCGUGGUCAAAGUGGAGCAGCAUUCUUCGUUUUCUGUCAACGCUGUGAAAGAAGCGAAGCUGAUAGCGCAAGAGGGAAAUCCUAGCCGUCCAUCGUACUUUGAUAUUAGCUCGGUCGGCGGCCAGCAACAACAAUCCAUACUGGAAUCGUCAUUACGCGAAGAAGCAACAGCAUCAUCGAAAGCGGGUGGAAAGCUGCGCGUAUACCGCUGUCAGGAGUGUCCGAAAUCGUUUGCCUCCAUCAAGCAACGACGCUUGCACGUACACAAUGAGCACGCGGAGGAGCACCUACAGUUGACCCAACAGCGUCACCAGCAUCAGCAAGAACCGCAAACUUUGGUGGACUCAAAGGAGGGCAUCAUCGGAAGCGUGGAUAUUGCUGUAACUGGUAAUUCCUCUACGGCCACAACCGUCUCAUCCUCACCACUGCAGGUAGUAAUGAACUACAACUGGCUAAAGCAAGAAAUUCAACGAAAGUGUGAAGCAACAACAACCGGCAGCAGCAGUGCGAUCAUGCUGGCUGCCAGAAGCUCCUCCGCAACCGGCGAUAAUGGUGCCGUUGGAGCAGAUGGUGUUGCCACCACCACAGCGAUGGACUUUGUGAUUAGUUCCGCCAUCGUUCCAGCCAGUCGUAAGCGUACAUACGUGUGCGGCAAGUGUAAGAAGCAGUUCCAACGCUUCAACCAGUUCGAUGCACACUUGAUGGAACAUCCAGUCGAAUGUUGCAGCUGUGGUCGCACCUUUAAACAAUGGCGCAACUUUUCCCUGCACAUUAAGCGUCACCUCGGCAUCAAGGAACACCAGUGCCGGGCAUGUGGUAAGCAGUUUGUGAUCAAACAGAAGUUAGUAGAGCAUAUGCGCAUUCAUUCCGGCAUCGCUCCAAUCAAGUGUCAACAGUGUGGACGUCAGUUCAAGCGGUUUUCCAACCUUGCCCAGCAUCGGAAUCGACAUCAUGUUGCCCGGACAGUUGUGAAAAAAGACUUUGUGUGCCAGCAGUGCGGUGAAGUGUUUCACUCGCAAGCGAAAAUGACCUGGCACCAGGAAAUUCACGAAAAACAACCAAAAUCGUGUCCAUACUGUCGUGAAAAGUUCAUUCAUCGCAACAGUCUGACACGUCACAUACGGCUAUCGCACACGGAGAAAUAUGCAAAGCUAGAGCUGAAGACCGAACCGUGUACAGUGUGCAAUCAGCCGUACACGAGAACCAGCAUGCGGCGGCAUAUGGAGACUCAUGGACUAGCCGAAGAGCGGCUAGCGUUUGCCUGCAGUAUCUGCAACAAGCGGUUCACGACGAACUGGAAUCUGAAACAGCAUAAGUGGACGCACGCAAACCCAACCAUGAAGCCGUAUCAGUGCACGCUCUGUCCUAGCGGCUUUGUGCGCCAUUCCGAUUAUGUGACACACGUGAACGCACACCGAUCGGUACGACCGUAUACUUGCAAUCAUUGCGGUCGUCAAUUUAUAAGGAAGUAUAACUGGAUACGGCACACGCGGGAACACGAAAGCGACAAAGGACACCGCUGCGAGGAUUGUGGACGAAAGUUUCAUCGCAAGUAUUAUUUGACUGAGCAUCGCCGUAUUCACACCGGCGAGCGACCAUUUUCCUGCAACAUCUGCGGCAAAACGUCUGCAACGAAGACGAAUCAUAACAAGCAUGUACGCAUUCACCAUGCGCGCGAUCCGUUAACCGCAGAGGGCUAAGCAGAACAGCCCACGAAGAGCUAAGGAACAGAAGCCAUGGAUGGGGAUAAUCCCUAUACUUAAUACUUCACGUCCGUCGACGAUGAACAAAAGGUAAAUGAAUAUAUUAUAGAACGACGUAUCACAUCAUACACAAACCACAAUGGACUUACGAAUUUGAGCAGUCGCGACGAGAUGGUGCAGUAGUAGUUGAAUUUGUUUGCUAGAAAAAGGAAAAUUGCAAUUUUUCAGUUGAAAAAACGGUCUUGCCAUGUGGUUUGGUGCAAGAUAAUGUUUAUGAAUAUUAAGUAAGAACUUUCAUUUGUGUACUGCUACUGUUUCAGGCGUAUACUAGUUUGAGCCAGCAUAUAUUAGUAUAUUUAUUGCGUCUUCAAUCGUGUCUGUUCAUUACCUGCUUUGUUCGCAUUUUCGUGCGAUGAAAUGUAUUUAUUGUGUAUGUAGCGGUGAAUAAUUUAGACAGUUUAAAACAAAAUGAAAAAUAUUCCAAAUAAUGUCCGCUUUACGUAUGGUUACUUUGUCAUUAUAGGCAUUGUAACAUUUUGUCAUUUAUGAUACCAUUUGGCUAACGAUCUAUGGCCUCACUUACUAUUUACAGAUUGUGUACUGGCGGAGUCUGGGCUGGGUUGAAUGAUCAGUCUUCUAUAAUUAUUUCUUUCUUUAUUAAACGCACAUUGCCCUAAACGGAACAUUCAAUUUCGGACAAGCAAAAAAAUGCAUGUUAAGUUCAGGCGGUCAAAGUGGUCCUUGUAUAUGUUGCGAACUAUAUUUGUUUUUCUUGUGUCUGAAAAAUUAACUAGAAGAAAAUUAGCUGCACCAUAAAGAAAUAAUGCGUAGAGUAGGCAAAGAUAAGGGGUAUGCCGGCGCAGAUAUUUCUCUUGUACAAAUUGUCUGUUCUAUUAUAACGUUGGUCUGGAUCAUAUUGACUUUUGGUGUGCUGCACAUUAGUGGCACCCUAAGGCUUUUAGGCAAAAAAAAAAACACAAUCGGACGGUUGUAGUCAAAGAGGUAUGGUGAAACACAUAAUUGAACGAUAUUGCUUUAGUGUUGACGCUAGUGAGCAUAAUCGAUAAGAGUAGCACGGGGCGUCGUUAUAUAAGAGUAUACACCGUAAGUAAAUGAAUUCGUGUACAGCACAGGGAAAAGCGGCUACGUCCGGCUAGCAUGUGCGAACGUACGUUUAUAGUAACGUAGGAACAUACCGAAGUUCCUCAUAAGCAUACACUAUUAAAAGGAGGAAAACAGCCAAGAAACAAAACCAUCACGCGCGACCCGCAAGUUAUAUCACUAAUGAAACCUCUAAGGAUAUGAGCCAGAAUAACGAUAAAUGCGUAAUUGAAGGUAUCCCCGAUUGGAUAUUUGGGGCAAGUAGCUCCGUUAGUAGUGUACUAGUUCUCAUUAAGAUAAAUAAUACGGAGAAACAUACAGAACUCUUAACAA
Messenger RNA from Anopheles darlingi, 9433 nucleotides. RefSeq lists its product as uncharacterized. The record is from RefSeq and is a predicted model, not a curated record. The coding region runs from base 353 to 7996 and encodes 2547 amino acids. The transcript has 4 exons. Lineage: Eukaryota; Metazoa; Arthropoda; Insecta; Diptera; Culicidae.